This is a messenger RNA of Cuscuta campestris, 1762 nucleotides long. Lineage: Eukaryota; Viridiplantae; Streptophyta; Magnoliopsida; Solanales; Convolvulaceae. The record is from the annotation of a GenBank genome assembly.
UCGGAUCAUCUUCUGACCUUUGCCCCAAACAUUCAUGGAAUCGCAUUUUCAUUCAAUUAUUCUUUAAGACAGCUCUCUCUCCCCUGCACUGAUCUCGAUAACUAGGGUUUCAAAUUGCACACUGUAUCGAUUCAUGUGUCUAUUUGUAUAGUCGAGGUCUCGAGGAUGUAUAGUAAUUUCAAAGAGCAAGCGAUCGAAUACGUGAGGCAAGCAGUGCAAGAAGACAAUGCGGGUAACUAUGCCAAGGCCUUCCCGCUGUACAUGAAUGCUCUGGAAUACUUCAAGACCCACCUCAAGUACGAGAAGAACCCUAAGAUCAAGGAGGCAAUCACCCAGAAGUUCACUGAGUACCUGCGCCGGGCAGAGGAGAUCGGGGCCGUCUUAGACGAGGGUGGCGCAGGACCAGCUUCCAACGGAGGGGAUGCUGCUGUGGCCUCGAAGCCGAAGGACAAACCCAAGGAUGGUGAUGAUGGGGAGGAUCCCGAUCAAGCUAAGCUCCGGGCUGGAUUGAAUUCUGCUAUCAUUAGGGAGAAGCCUAAUGUCAAGUGGAAUGAUGUUGCUGGGCUUGAGAGCGCCAAGCAGGCCUUGCAGGAGGCUGUGAUUUUACCAGUCAAGUUUCCCCAAUUUUUCACUGGCAAGAGACGGCCAUGGAGAGCUUUUCUUUUAUAUGGCCCUCCUGGAACUGGGAAGUCCUACUUAGCGAAGGCUGUUGCUACUGAAGCAGAGUCAACAUUUUUCAGUGUAUCAUCAUCAGACCUUGUUUCGAAGUGGAUGGGGGAAAGUGAAAAGCUUGUCUCUAAUCUUUUUGAAAUGGCGCGUGAAAGUGCUCCUUCUAUUAUAUUCAUAGAUGAAAUUGAUUCCUUGUGUGGGCAGCGUGGAGAAGGAAAUGAGAGUGAAGCUUCAAGACGCAUUAAAACAGAACUGCUUGUGCAGAUGCAGGGGGUUGGACAUAAUGAUGAUAAAGUUCUUGUCCUUGCAGCCACAAACACUCCAUAUGCUCUUGAUCAGGCAAUCCGACGACGAUUUGAUAAGAGGAUAUACAUUCCUCUUCCAGAUAUAAAAGCAAGACAACACAUGUUCAAGGUUCAUUUAGGAGACACCCCUCACAAUUUGAGUGAAGGUGAUUUUGAAGAUUUGGCCCGUAAAACAGAAGGGUUUUCUGGUUCAGAUAUAUCAGUUUGUGUUAAGGAUGUCCUUUUUGAACCUGUACGCAAGACACAAGACGCUAUGUUCUUCAUGAAGACUUCCAAUGGCACAUGGAUGCCAUGUGGACCGAAACAAUCAGGUGCUGUCCAGACAACAAUGCAGGAGCUUGCUGCCAAAGGGCUUGCUUCUAAGAUCAUUCCACCGCCCAUCGCGAAGACAGAUUUUGACAAGGUUCUUGCACGUCAAAGACCGACUGUUAGCAAAUCAGACCUCUACGUGCAUGAGAGAUUCACAAAAGAGUUUGGAGAGGAAGGUUGAGGAGAUCUCAAUCACAUCAUUUGUCACCUUGCAUUGAAUUAUUGAUGAUGGGCUCAUUGUAUUUUGCUGUAUAACUUUUAUGUUUUAACCUUAGAAAGAAUGGUCUGGUCUCAAUGCCAAUGUCAGCCACGCAAUGGAAAACUUUCAUGAAAUGCCUUUUAAACUGAGCAUAGUAUGCUUUAAACCGUUAUUGAUCUCCCAUUGGAUUUUUGACACAUGAUUCAUGAUGUUUAAUUGAUUUUAUUUUCAAUUCUAUCCAUUCAAAUAUUUUGUAUAAGAUUAAACGGGGUGAAUAAAU